Messenger RNA from Lepisosteus oculatus (spotted gar), 3114 nucleotides. It is a transcript of the gene hsp90ab1, whose product is annotated as heat shock protein 90, alpha (cytosolic), class B member 1. Gene Ontology annotation, cellular component: protein-containing complex; perinuclear region of cytoplasm; cytosol. Gene Ontology annotation, molecular function: ATP-dependent protein folding chaperone; ATP hydrolysis activity; disordered domain specific binding. Lineage: Eukaryota; Metazoa; Chordata; Actinopteri; Semionotiformes; Lepisosteidae. The record is from RefSeq and is a predicted model, not a curated record. Gene Ontology annotation, biological process: protein stabilization; protein folding; cellular response to heat.
UGUCUUUUAAAAGGAAAUCCCUUUCAGUUUCUCAGCGUCAGAGUGCUUGGGGAUCAGCCUGUGUGGUUGCAUUUAUUUCAAGAAAAGAACAACAGCUAAAACGUUAAAGAUGCCUGAAGAAAUGCGCCAAGAAGAGGAGGCUGAGACUUUCGCCUUCCAGGCGGAGAUUGCUCAGCUGAUGUCUCUGAUCAUCAACACUUUCUAUUCCAACAAAGAGAUCUUCCUCAGGGAGCUGAUCUCCAAUGCUUCUGAUGCACUGGACAAAAUCAGAUAUGAAAGCUUGACCGAUCCCUCCAAACUGGAAAGUGGCAAGGACCUCAAGAUUGAUGUCAUUCCAAACAAGAAUGAGCGUACCCUGACUCUUAUUGACACUGGAAUUGGGAUGACAAAGGCAGACCUCAUCAAUAACUUGGGAACCAUUGCCAAAUCUGGCACAAAGGCUUUUAUGGAGGCUUUGCAGGCUGGUGCUGACAUCUCCAUGAUUGGGCAGUUUGGUGUGGGGUUCUACUCUGCUUAUCUAGUAGCUGAGAAAGUUGUGGUCAUCACAAAGCACAAUGAUGAUGAACAGUAUGCCUGGGAGUCAUCUGCUGGAGGAUCCUUCACGGUCAAGGUUGACCAUGGUGAGCCCAUUGGUAGAGGCACCAAAGUCAUCUUGCACCUGAAGGAGGACCAGACUGAGUACAUUGAGGAAAAGAGAGUCAAGGAAGUUGUGAAGAAGCAUUCACAGUUCAUUGGGUAUCCGAUCACUCUGUUUGUUGAAAAGGAGCGGGAGAAGGAAAUCAGUGAUGAUGAGGCAGAAGAAGAAAAAACUGAGAAGGAAGAGGAAAAGGAAGAUGCCGACAAGCCCAAGAUUGAAGAUGUAGGCUCUGAUGAUGAAGAGGAAUCUGCAGACAAGAAGAAGAAGAAGAAGAUCAAGGAAAAGUACAUUGACCAGGAGGAGCUGAACAAGACCAAGCCCAUUUGGACAAGAAACCCUGAUGAUAUCACCACUGAGGAAUACGGAGAGUUCUACAAGAGCCUUACCAAUGAUUGGGAGGAUCACUUGGCUGUGAAGCACUUCUCAGUGGAGGGUCAGCUAGAAUUCAGGGCUCUGCUUUUCGUUCCCCGUCGUGCGCCCUUUGACCUCUUUGAGAACAAGAAGAAGAAGAACAAUAUCAAGCUGUAUGUGAGGAGAGUGUUUAUCAUGGACAGCUGUGAGGAACUCAUCCCUGAAUAUCUGAACUUUGUACGUGGUGUGGUGGAUUCUGAAGACCUUCCUCUCAACAUUUCAAGAGAAAUGCUCCAACAGAGCAAAAUCCUCAAGGUGAUUCGCAAAAAUAUUGUGAAGAAAUGCCUUGAACUCUUUGCAGAGCUGGCAGAAGACAAGGAAAACUACAAGAAAUUUUAUGAUGCUUUCUCAAAGAACCUCAAGCUUGGUAUUCAUGAAGAUUCACAAAAUCGCAAGAAACUGUCUGAGCUGCUGCGUUACCACAGUUCUCAGUCUGGGGAUGAGAUGACCUCGCUCACAGAGUACAUCUCCCGAAUGAAGGAGAACCAGAACUCCAUCUACUACAUCACUGGUGAGAGCAAAGACCAGGUUGCCAACUCUGCGUUUGUGGAACGCGUCCGCAAGCGUGGCUUUGAGGUCCUGUACAUGAUCGAGCCCAUUGACGAGUACUGUGUCCAGCAGCUGAAGGAGUUUGAUGGAAAGACUCUGGUCUCGGUUACCAAGGAGGGGCUAGAGCUACCUGAGGAUGAGGUGGAAAAGAAGAAGAUGGAGGAGGACAAAGCCAAGUUUGAAAAUCUCUGCAAGCUUAUGAAAGAUAUCCUAGAAAAGAAAGUUGAAAAGGUCACAGUAUCCAAUCGCUUAGUCUCCUCUCCCUGCUGCAUUGUCACAAGCACCUAUGGCUGGACUGCCAACAUGGAACGCAUCAUGAAAGCACAGGCCCUGAGGGACAACUCCACCAUGGGCUACAUGAUGGCCAAGAAACACCUGGAGAUCAACCCUGAUCACCCCAUUGUGGAGACCCUGAGGCAGAAGGCUGAGGCAGACAAGAAUGAUAAGGCUGUGAAGGAUCUGGUUGUCCUUCUCUUUGAGACAGCCCUGCUAUCAUCUGGCUUCUCCCUUGAAGAUCCCCAGACACAUUCCAAUCGCAUCUACAGAAUGAUCAAACUUGGCUUGGGAAUUGAUGAUGAUGAUGUCCCCAUAGAAGAGCCCAGCAGUGCACCUGUUCCAGAAGAGAUCCCACCUUUGGAGGGGGAGGAUGAUGCUUCCCGCAUGGAGGAAGUAGACUAAAGACUUCUUCAAAGCCUUUCUUUUACCUCCGUUUCAGAUUGUCUAAGUCCUGUCCCCCCCAGCCCAGUGUAUGGACAAUCUGGUCACCACCAGAAAGUUCUAAAACAAUUUAUACAAUAGAUACUGUAACAAUCGCCCAGUGUUGCCCUCUGUUUUGUGCCUUCUUUCAAGGUUUUAGUGUGUUUUUUUUUUUUUGCAAGGCCUAGUUAGCAGCUGGCAACACUUGGUGGUCGAAAGUAACUUGAGAUGACAUUGGAGGAGUAAGGGACUGGUACAUCCAGAUGUAUAAAAGUGGGGGAACUGCUUUUCUUUGUAUUCUUUCCGAGUCCGGGUGAGGAGUGCAUCUCUGCAGCCUGCUCUGUGGGAAGCAGCUGUUCAAAUGUUUGUCUGCUGAGUAAAUAUCUCCAUUCCAUUUUUCAUGCGAACAUAAAUAAAAAUUUAACACCUCAUCUUUUGUGUGUUGCAGCUUUUUGUCUAUAAAACAGUAUUUUUCUCGACAGGAGAGAGCAUGUGUUUCAUAUCUUGUAGGAUGCAUUGUGCCGUUUUCCAUCCAGCUUUGGCCUUGCAGAUGCAGUGUGUUGAAGAUGCCCAUAAAUUGUAACUUGAUUAAUAAUGUUAGAAAAUGCUCUAUUCCAUAGUUGAUGCAGUUCAUGGGGCCAGAGUGAUUAUAUGGGGAGCCUGUGUGAAUAAAUCACCAAAGUUUCAUGCUUGUUUAAUGUAUUUAAUAAAGACAUCUAAUGCCCUUUGUGAAAAAGUGAUACUCCACAAAGAAAACCACACAUGGUUCUGAUGAAUCAAGUUGUGAUUUCCUUAUUGCAAUAAAGGACAGAUGAAGUUAA